Messenger RNA from Castor canadensis (American beaver), 1355 nucleotides. It is a transcript of the gene Psmd9, whose product is annotated as proteasome 26S subunit, non-ATPase 9. Lineage: Eukaryota; Metazoa; Chordata; Mammalia; Rodentia; Castoridae. Gene Ontology annotation, cellular component: nucleus; cytoplasm. Gene Ontology annotation, biological process: proteasome regulatory particle assembly. Gene Ontology annotation, molecular function: protein binding. The record is from RefSeq and is a predicted model, not a curated record.
CGGGACGACUGCGGUGUUUUGGACUGCGGGCGGAGCCGUAGCUAGAGUCUCCCCCGGCGUUAGUACCCGGGGAACUGAGAGUCCAGGAUUCCAGGUGGUGGUCCACGAUGUCGGACAGGGAAGCCCGGCAGGGCGGAAGCUUCUCGGAGUCCCGCGCGGCAACGGUCAGCGACAUCCAGGAGCUGAUGCGACGCAAGGAGGAGAUCGAGGCGCAAAUCAAGGCCAACUUCGACGUGCUGGAGGGCCAAAAAGGAGUCGGAAUGAAUGAGCCGCUGGUGGACUGCGAGGGCUACCCCCGGGCAGACGUGGACCUGUACCAGGUUCGCACGGCAAGGCACAAUAUUAUCUGCCUGCAGAACGAUCACAAGGCGGUGAUGAAGCAAGUGGAGGAGGCCCUGCACCAGCUACAUGCUCGAGACAAGGAGAAGCAGGCCCGGGACAUGGCCGAGGCCCACAAAGAGGCCAUGAGUCACAGGCUGGGCCAGAGCGAGAACCACAGGCCUCCUCAGGCCUUUGCCAAAGUGAACAGUAUCAGCCCUGGCUCCCCAGCCAGCAUUGCGGGUCUGCAAGUGGAUGAUGAGAUUGUGGAGUUUGGCUCUGUAAACACGCAGAACUUUCAGUCACUGAAUAACAUCAGCAGUGUAGUACAGCAUAGUGACGGGAAGCCCCUGAACGUGACUGUGCUCCGGCGAGGGGAGAAACACCAGCUUAGACUUGUCCCAACACGCUGGGCAGGAAAAGGACUGCUGGGCUGCAACAUUAUUCCUUUGCAAAGAUGACUGUCCCUGGGGAAUAGCAACAGCAGAGCUUCUUCAGCCUUGCCCAGGACUUGGGCCUGGUGGGGAUUUCCUCGUUCUCUUCGCUCCCUGAAGUUUAAGGAUCUGAAAGCAGAUGGAAGUCUGAACAUCAAGGUGGUGGAAAUGCUGUGGCCUUCCAGUGUAAUCUUUCUGGAUGAAGGCAUUGUUAAAAACAUGAUCUGUGUUUACUGUCUUUUGCAAACUAGGCCAUGGCCCUAUAUAAGAAUUUUCUAGAUUUUGGGCAGAUGGGUGUGAAUUAUUGUGGCAGGUGCUGAUAUGACUCUAUUCUUUGAGGAGUUUUCUUUUUUCAAAUAAACACAGUUUUGCAGUGCUGAUAUGAUCAUGUUAUCACCCCAGUUGAAUUUCUUACGAGCCUCUGAAACCGAAACUCAGGGGUGGAACACCCUUAAAUAUGGGCAGAAGAAACUGCCCAAACUGCUAAAAUCAAGACUUGUCUGUGAGCUGAGUGCUGGUGGCUCACACCUGUAAACCUAGCUACUUGGAAGGCUGAGAUCAGGGCCAAUUCCAGGCAAAUAGUUUCUGAGACCCCAUCUCCAA